Messenger RNA from Gambusia affinis (western mosquitofish), 2969 nucleotides. It is a transcript of the gene plcxd1.1, whose product is annotated as phosphatidylinositol-specific phospholipase C, X domain containing 1. The record is from RefSeq and is a predicted model, not a curated record. The transcript is spliced from 5 exons. The coding region runs from base 470 to 1471 and encodes 333 amino acids. Gene Ontology annotation, biological process: lipid metabolic process. Gene Ontology annotation, molecular function: phosphoric diester hydrolase activity. NCBI's taxonomy places the organism in Eukaryota, Metazoa, Chordata, Actinopteri, Cyprinodontiformes, Poeciliidae.
CCAUGAUUUCUGCCUUUGGCGCCGCUGACAGCCACCAAAACUCAGCCGGAACUCUGGGUUGUAUGCACUAGUCUGUCGUGCUGUCCUUCGUUUAGCUGUGCUGGCAGUGCUGAGCUUUGUUUCCCACUCUGCUGUGGUGACAGGGUUUUUUGACUGUUUUGAAUAUUUGGACAUUUUCAUCAUUAAACUCAGUUUUUUCACUUCUUACCUGGGUCCCCAGCGCUUGCCUCACCACACCUCACCUACACUCCAUGACACCAGGAGCCAGUUUUAAGAUGUUUUUUCGCUGUAAUUACUUUGCCAUUAGAACGUUUUCAGACAUGGCACAUUUUACUGGAUAUGGCUAGCAUGCAGCAGCGAGCGAACGAGCGGGAGUUUCAGUCUGCCGGUGUGCAAAGUAUUGAGUGAAUCCAUAUAAGCACGCCACACUUUUCAGAAUUGUAUUUGUUAAAAAAAAAAUUGCCUUGUGAUGCGACUUAAAUAUGGCAAAGUUCAAAGGUUAAGAUCAGUCCUCUGUUCACGAAUCAAACGCCGGCGUGUCUCCACAAACGACCAAAGCGUUUCUCCGUUUUCUCCCUCAGGCAGCCACAACGCCGUAACCUACUGCCUGGACAUGAACGACCGGUCUCCCGUGGACCCCAUGCAGCCGGACAUGCUCCAGAAGCUGGACAAAUACAUGAAGCCCCUCAUUCGCCCUUUUGUGUACAAGUGGGCGAAAACGCAGGAGUUCACCAUAAAGCACCAGCUGGACUGCGGUGUUAGAUACUGCGACCUGAGAAUCGCACACAGACCCAACGACCACUCCACGGACCUGUACUUCUACCACGGCGUCUACACCACGCUCACCGUCGAGGUAACCUCGAGAGGCGCGCAGACCCUAGUAGUUCUGACCGUCCUCACAGAGAUAAAGGAAUGGCUGGACUCUCAUCCCAAAGAGGUGGUGAUUCUGUCCUUCAGCCACUUCCUUGGUCUGAACCAGGAGCUCCACGUCCGGCUGCUCGCCAACAUCCGCGACACAUUCGCCUCCAAACUCUGCCCCAAAACGGAGGCGCUAACUCUUCGCAAUCUGUGGGCUUUGGGCUACCAGGUGAUUGCGUCCUACGAACACAGUAUUUCCAGCUCCCACGGCGACCUGUGGCCUCACAUUCCCUACUGGUGGGCCAACAAGUGCAGGGCCGAGGCGCUCAUCGAGGAGUUUGAGGCAAGAAAGCAACACGGUAGACCAGGCGGUUUCUUCGUCACCGGGAUCAAUCUGACGGAGGACCUGAAGUACAUCUGCACCCACCCCACCGAGUCCCUGAAGGACCUGGUGAUGUCCACGUACCCGGCGCUGCUGGGGUGGGUCAGGGAGCAGACGCCCGGCCCCAGACCGGGCUCCCUCAACAUCAUCGCCGGGGACUUCAUCACAGAGAGCCACUUCGCACCCACCGUCAUCACGCUGAACGAAAAGCUGCUGAAGUGGUCCUCGUGACUUCUCGCUCCAGAAAAGUGCCGUGCGUCUGCAGAAGCGGGGCAGACGUCAGAGCAUGAAAAGUCGUCGCACAAGUUUGUUUUGAUCGGAUGGAUGAAAACAUGUGAAUUAUUUAUUUGACCGUAAAUGCACUUACAGGGGGGAGGAAGGGGUGCAGUGGCGUGCACAUUUCAGUUCAAGCAGACUGUGUUUUUUUUAUGCGCUGACCCGAACUUCUUUGUUUACAUUCAGUUUGCGCUUUAUGCAACGCAUCGUAUCGGUUUUCACAAGUCAGCAGCGGGUUUGACGACUUGCUGACCGAAGCAAUAACAGUACAACUGAACCCCCCCCAAUCCCCCACCGCAGGAAGCACAGACUCUGCUCUCACCGAGGACUUGUAAAGGUAAACAAGAACGUUUUUGAGGAAUUAUGCCGGUGAAAGCUUUGAGACGUCGACUAUAAGACCUGGGGCUGCGUCAUGGAAUGUGGAAACUAUUUAUGCAAGUUUAUGCAAAAAAUGCAUGACAAGGAUUUCUUUGCAUGAACCCAGCACUGAUUGUUUUGUUUUCAAAAAUAGCUUUUAACCUCCAGCUGAGUUCUGAGAAGUGAACGCUGCACCGCCGUGCCUGUGGAGACUGGAGCUGUUCAAACUUCAAUAAUAAGAAACAUUCAGGUCUGGAAUGAGUGAGGGGAAAAUAAAAAAGAUAUCUGUUAUUAAGCUGCUGGAGAGCAGAUUAUUUAUGCUGUAAUCCAUUAUUUAUGUUUCAUAAUUCAUUGAUUUAGAUUAACAUGCAUUAUUUCUAUCCUCUUGGUUAUUUAGGUUGUUGCUUAUUUAGCGCCAGUUUCCAACAUUUGUCACCUCGAGGCACUUAUGUAAGAAGACAAACACCCACUUUAUAUACAGAAAUGUAUAAUUAAAGCAGGUGAAAAGUGAUCUGUGUAAGAAAACGUCCUGAGGAGGCAUGUGGUUUUUAACAGGCUGAGACCUCAACCAGAACUAGAUAGACAUUUAUUUAUUUAUUUUUCGGUCAGUUUUAACUUUUCCUUAUACAAGUCAAAAGAAGAGAAGGAAAAAAAAACACAAGACAAAACAAGUACAGAACAAUAUUUACAUUUCCAUCAAUGGCAAGAACACAAAGUGUAGACAGAAAAAAAAAAGUGUAGCUGAAAGUAGUUAUUUUGUUCUACAUAAAGCAUCAUCAAAAUCAAAGCAGCAGGAUGUCUUCUGUAGGUUUUACUAAAACAUGCUUUCAAGGAAUUCCACCAAAGUCUGUACACAAACUCAUAAAAGAAAACAUUAGCCAAACCUUAUUGAAUUUGAGAUCACAAAUUUAAAAAGUGGUAAUAAUUACAAAACAAAACAAACAAAAGAAAAAAUUGCAGGGCCAGGUUACAAAAAUGAAUUUAUAGAGCGGUAAGUUGUUGAAAUUAAUCUUGAGGCUGUUUUGGUUACUUUUUACACAAGAAAGUGCAAGUUCUGCCACAGCAUCAGACCUUAAUAAAAAUUACUGAAAUCCUC